CUGCAUCAUAAUGGUAGCAAAUCGUCUGCGAAUGUAUCCCCAACCUACCUAGGUACCUACGGUAGGUAUCCUUCACCUACGAAGCAGAAACACCGCGCUUUCCAAUAGCGGUGAGAAUCGCACCUUCCAUCUCAGCUCAUGGUUCGUUCUCAGAACCUUGAAACUUUCCAGUUCUUUGCCAUGUAGGGCUUCCAUGCAUCAAUCUCAGAUUCCCGCACAAAACAAAAGGAUUGUUAGAUAAAUAUCCUAACUGUUGAUACCCCCGCCACUGUACUUCAUCGUUCUCCUCCUAACCAACUAUCUCAACCACCCAACAAACAGCCAAUCUCUCUCUCUGAGUCGGCUUAGGUUUCUCAAAUCUUCGAAUUUAAAUAGUUUGUUACACUCAGUUACCAUCCUCGACCAAAUUGGAAACCAAUCAAAAACAACACGAUGCUCCGGCGCCUGUUCCCCAAGUUGGGAAAAUCUUCCCCGAGCCCUCUACUCACAACCGAGGAGAUUGAAAUGCGAGCGGCGCAUACCAUGCCGAGCACUGCGAAUCAAAGUCAAGUCCCGCACAAUGACCGUCCAAACUGGUUCAAGCGAAAGAGAAAUCACAUCUCACAUCUCACCCGACGCAUGGACGAUGGUGUGAGCAAGUCAUUCGUUGGCCAGUUGUUUCGACUCAAAGGAAGCGGUCAUCCCAAGGAAAUUGAGGAUGCAUACUUUUUGACCGAAGUCCGCGCAGGCAUUACGACUUUCACAACCAUGGCAUAUGUCAUUGCCGUAAAUGCAUUCAUCCUCGCCGAGUCGGGUUACGAUUGCCACUGUGAAAAGCCAUUCGAUCUGAAAGGCAACUGCGCCAACAUGUCGGAAUGGACCAAAUGUUAUAACGAUGUCAAACUCGACCUGAUCACUGCCACCAUUGCCGUAACCGGUUUCUCCAGCAUCCUCUUCGGCAUCUUCACAAACCUCCCCGUUGCCCUUGGCCCUGGCAUGGGUCUCAAUGCUUACUUUACCUACCAGGUUGUGGGUGUCAAGGGUAUGGGCUCGGUAAACUAUCGGGUGGCUCUCACUGCUGUCUUUAUCGAGGGCUGGAUCUUUGUGUUUCUGGCCCUGACAGGUUUGCGGCAUUGGUUGGUCAAAAUCAUACCCGGAACCAUCAAGACCGCCAGCGGCGUAGGAAUCGGCUUGUUCUUGACCCUCGUCGGCAUGUCGUACACCUCUGGUCUCGGCAUGGUCACGGGGGGCAUUAGCACACCGCUCAUGAUGGCUGGCUGCCCUCUUGAGGAUCUCAACGAGAUUGGAGAGUGCACUACGGGAGUCAUGACAAACCCAAAAAUGUGGGUCGGCAUCAUUUGCGGCGGUUUGCUCACCACCUUUUUGAUGGCAUUUCGCGUCAAGGGAGCCAUUAUCAUUGGCAUCGCCUUUGUCUCCAUUCUCUCAUGGCCGCGCAACACACCCUUGACACAUUUCCCGAACACCCCUGACGGCGACCAUCGGUUCAACUACUUCUCCAAGAUUGUCAACUUCCACCCGAUUCGCCACACGCUGUUCCAGCAGCAGUGGGAUCUGACGGGGGAGUCAGGGUCACAUUUUGCGAUCGCCCUGUUUACAUUUCUCUAUGUGGAUAUCAUUGACUGCACUGCGACGGUGUACUCGAUGGCGCGGUUCUGCAGCAGAGCUCGGAGGGACAAGGCGGACUUCCCCCGGUCGACCAUGGCAUUUUGUGUCGAUGCCUUCUGCAUUUCCAUGGGCUCGCUGCUUGGGCUAUCCCCAGUCACUGCUUUCAUUGAAAGCAGCGCUGGAAUUGCCGAGGGAGGUCGGACUGGUCUAACCUCCGUUUUCACUGGCAUCUGUUUCCUUCUCUCGCUGUUCUUUGCCCCGGUGUUUGCCUCCAUCCCCCCCUGGGCGAGUGGAAGCACGCUGAUCUUAGUUGGUUGCAUGAUGAUCCGCCAAGUCACCAAGAUCAACUGGGCAUACGUUGGCGACGCCAUUCCAUCCUUCAUUACCCUGGCCUUCAUCCCGUUCAGCUUCAGUGUUGCCUAUGGGCUGCUUUCGGGGCUCUUCGCGUACAUUGUCAUAAAUGGCGCAAUCUACAUUGUCGUCAAGGUUUCCGGGGAGACCAUCACCCCAGAGAACUACGAGCUGAAAGAAUACUGGUCUUGGCGGCCUCCCGGAGAGAAGCCGUGGAUUGCCAGGGCCUUUAUCCAAUGCAUCUAUUGGGCUAGGGACAGGAAGGACAGAGCCGCCUCGUUCUCCCUCAACUCCUGCGAUGAUGCCAUGAGCACCGAGCAGUAUAGGUCCGAUACCGCGUCAAAGUCCGACCAUAUGCCGAGAAUCCCGACGCCUGACCCGAUGCGUCGGAUGUAUUGACCCUGAGGGCCGAGGGGCUCCUGUGUGAAGGGGGAAGAAUUGAACUCGCA
Molecule: messenger RNA, 2405 nt
Organism: Chaetomium fimeti
Lineage: Eukaryota; Fungi; Ascomycota; Sordariomycetes; Sordariales; Chaetomiaceae
Product: permease family-domain-containing protein
Exons: 11
Coding region: 433-2355 (640 amino acids)
Biological process (GO): guanine transport; transmembrane transport; adenine transport
Cellular component (GO): plasma membrane
Molecular function (GO): purine nucleobase transmembrane transporter activity
Source: RefSeq, a predicted model, not a curated record